AUGUUGGUCACAUACAAAAACAACCGGCUGAUACCAGCACUCAUCAUCACCGUGUGCUUUGUUCUUUUCUACUGCCUUAUUGACCCCUCGCUGGAGAAUUAUGGUUAUGACCCAGUAGUCAAGCAGAAGGGUAUUGUCGUAGAGGAAGUGGAGUUGUCCGAUGGCCAACGGAAGCCGGUCGAUCUGGGCACAAGCUCGACAGCGGGAACAGCAGAGGCGCCAUCCAAAGAGGUGGAAUACAUCGCGCCAACUAGCAGCCACAAGACGACAGACAAAGAAAAGAAGCCCGCCAAGGCCAUAUCAUACAACGGCCUCUCAACAGAUGACGUUCUCCUCAUCGUCAAAACUGGCGGCACCACCAUUUGGAAGCGGAUGCUGGUGCAUUUCACCACGUCGCUCUCCCAGGACCGUAUUCCCCUGGCCAACACCGUCAUCUACUCCGAUGUGCCGGAGCAGGUUGGCCCCUACAACGUCAUCGACGUGUUAGCCAACAUGUCUUCUGCGGCCAAGGCCCAGCCUGACUUUGACGUCUACCGGCAGCAGCCCGAGUAUAUGGCCAACAACUAUUAUGUCGAGGCCGCCGGCGUCAAUGGCGAUGAAUGGGGUCCCGUGGGAGGCUGGAUCAUCGACAAGUACAAGUUUAUUCCGCUGAUCCAGCAUGCCGGCGACAACUGGCCCAAAGCCAAAUGGUAUAUAUACAUGGAAGACGACGCAUACCUCUUCUUGCCCGCCGUUUUGGGCUACCUGGCCAAGUUUGACUCGACAGAGCCGCACUACCUGGGCAGCUACGCGGCCAAGUCAGAUGUCAUCUUUGCCCACGGCGGCGCGGGCUUUGCGUUGUCCAGAGGAGCGUGGGAGCAGUCGUUUGGAAAGCAGGGCAACGGAAAUGGAAGCCUGACGGAGGAAUACUACCAGUACACGGCCGACCACUGCUGCGGCGACCAGGUGCUCGCGCACGCACUGCGCAAGCACGGCAUCAAGUUUGGCGAGAACGGCGGUGACGGCAAGUUCACAUUCGGCUUCAACCCCGUAGUACACUGGGCCUUUGCUUUCGCCAACGCCAACUGGUGCAAGCCGCUGCUGUCGUGGCACAAGGUGCACAACCGCGACAUCGCUCGCUACUUCGAGCUGGAGCAGAGCUGGGACUGGAGCAAGCCGCUGCUGCACCGCGACUUCUUCAACGCCAUGAUCCUCCCCAAUAUCAAAGAGCACGCCGAGUGGUGGGACAACUACUCGGGCGUCUUCGAGGUUUCGUCCGGCAACAGAGAAUGGGCUCCCAAGCCGGGCGCAGAGAAUGGCCAGUACGACAAGGCGCUGUGGGCAAAUGCCUGGGAGUCGGUUGAGGCAUGCGAGGCCGCCUGCCAAGGCUGGACAAUGUGCAUGCAGUGGAACUAUGUCGAGGAUCUAUGCAAGAUGGACGACAAGAUCUAUAUGGGCCAGGGCUAUGCGCCGGGCAUGUCGCAGAGGAAGACGGCCCUGAAGCACACCAGCGGCUGGAUGUACAAGAGACUGGAAGAUUGGAAGUGUUGA
Molecule: messenger RNA, 1530 nt
Organism: Trichoderma aggressivum f. europaeum
Lineage: Eukaryota; Fungi; Ascomycota; Sordariomycetes; Hypocreales; Hypocreaceae
Exons: 1
Coding region: 1-1530 (509 amino acids)
Cellular component (GO): membrane
Molecular function (GO): N-acetylgalactosaminide beta-1,3-galactosyltransferase activity
Source: RefSeq, a predicted model, not a curated record